Molecule: messenger RNA, 845 nt
Organism: Triticum aestivum (bread wheat)
Lineage: Eukaryota; Viridiplantae; Streptophyta; Magnoliopsida; Poales; Poaceae
Product: non-specific lipid transfer protein GPI-anchored 5
Exons: 2
Coding region: 97-645 (182 amino acids)
Biological process (GO): lipid transport
Molecular function (GO): lipid binding
Source: RefSeq, a predicted model, not a curated record
GCAAGCAAGCAGCAACUAGCUAGCUCCAAGCCUCCAUCCGAUCCAAGAAAAGCAACUCUCUUUUGCUACAAAACCAAGGGGAAAAAACACCCAUCAAUGGCGGCGGGAGCGAGAGCGGUGGCCGCCAUGUCCAGCAGCAGCAGCGUCCUCCUGGCCGCGGCGGUGGCACUGGCGCUGCUGGUGGCGUCGGCGUCCGCGCAGUCCGGGUGCACGUCUGUGCUGAUCGGCCUGUACCCGUGCAUGAACUACAUCAGCGGCAGCGGCACGGCCCCGACCAAGUCCUGCUGCUCGCAGCUCGCCUCCGUCGUGCAGUCCCAGCCGCAGUGCCUCUGCAGCGCUCUCGGCGGUGACUCGUCGUCGCUCGGUGGCAUCACCAUCAACAAGACCCGCGCGCUCGAGUUGCCCAACGCCUGCAACGUGCAGACCCCGCCGGCGAGCAAGUGCAACGGCUCUGGUGGUGGCAGUGCUCCGGGUGCCAGUGUCAGCACGCCAGCCGUCCCGGCCGUGCAGACACCGGCCGGCUUGGGAUCGAAGACGACGCCGUCCGCGUACCUGCAGGGGAGCAGCAGCUCGUCGCUCCAUGGCUCGGCGAGUCUGGUGUUUGCGCUCGCGGUCGCUGCCGUCUACGCCGUGUCGGUCGUUUGAGCGUCUCGGCUACUGGACUGGAACGCUUGCUGGCCGAUGAUUCAGAAAUAUGUUUGUUGUGUGGGAGUAUUAUUUGAGUUUCCUAUUGGUUUAGCAUUGGGCACUGGGGAGUACUGAGGAAGUGAGGAAGAAUAUUCCACAUAUGUAAUUAUUGGUUGUUUUGCUGCAGACACAAUAAGAAGAGUCAAUUUCACUUUUUA